Messenger RNA from Scophthalmus maximus (turbot), 5424 nucleotides. RefSeq names its product ASXL transcriptional regulator 1 (gene asxl1). Gene Ontology annotation, molecular function: peroxisome proliferator activated receptor binding; DNA binding; chromatin binding. The record is from RefSeq and is a predicted model, not a curated record. Gene Ontology annotation, biological process: positive regulation of transcription by RNA polymerase II; animal organ morphogenesis. Gene Ontology annotation, cellular component: PR-DUB complex. Bases 338 to 5014 code for a protein of 1558 amino acids. Lineage: Eukaryota; Metazoa; Chordata; Actinopteri; Pleuronectiformes; Scophthalmidae. The transcript is spliced from 11 exons.
UUGCAUUCCAGAGAGGCUCGUCUUGCAGCAGCAGCAGCACCGCCACCGCCUGCGCUCACACACUCACACACCGCUUCUGCUUCUGCGCUACACGGGGACGAUGAGUGCGGAGCUCGUUUAGACUGGACUCGGCAGUGGCAGCGAUCGGAGACGAGCAGAGACGAUCGGAGACGAGCAGACACCGCAGCACCGCUCCGAGCGACCAGGGAAACACCUACAGCCCCGUCUCUCCCCCGGAACCGAGUUAGCCGCUCCGCUAAGCAGCUAAAAGCGCCAUCGUACCGAGGUCGCUUUGUAGACGCACGGCAGGCGAGUCGCAGACACCAGCGCAGAGGAAAUGAAGGACAAACAAAAGAGAAAGAAGGAGCGGACCUGGGCUGAGGCGGCUCGCAUGGUUUUGGAGAACUUCUCUGAUGCACCCAUGACUCCCAAACAAAUCCUCCAUGUCAUCCAGACCAAGGGACUGAAGGAAAUGAGGAGUGGUACAGCUCCGUUGGCCUGUCUGGUCACCAUGCUGCACUCCCAGGUGAGGGGAGACAGAGUCAAGAACAGCAUCUUCUUCAAACUGCCUGGUCGGAUGAGCCUGUUCACACUGAAGAAGAACGCCCUCCAGUGGACAAAGACAACGUCAGAGUCGGAGACGGCAGCGGAGGCGGCGGGCAGCACAGCCCAGUCGGCGUCUGGCAGCAGCACCACGGUCCCCAUCGGUCCCACCGAGGCCGCGGAGCAGGAGAGCUGUGACUCCACUGAGACCACUGCUGCUGCGAGCGGAGACAACGACGCCUCGGUGGAUGAGAGCUCGUCCAGCGCGUCCUGCUCCGCAGAGCACCAGGCCCCCAGCAACCAGCCUCAGACCCGCCUCAGCCGGGCCGCAGGACAACAGGGUCGCUCGGACCCGCAGCAGGCCCAGCACACGCAACACGCACAAACCAGACUGAGCCGCUCCAGACAGUCAGGGAGGCAGAGGAAGAAAGCCGUCAUGAUGCCUCGUGUCGUCCUCACUCCUCUCAAAGUAAACGGAGAGCACGUCGCCUCAGGGCCCAUGAAGAGGAGCCGAGGAGGAGUGGACGUCGACUUUGAGACACCCGGCUCCAUCCUGGUCAACACCAACAUCAGAGCCCUCAUCAACGUGCGGACCUUCUCUGCCUUUCCCACACACUCACAGCAGCAGCUGCUGCAGCUGCUGCCGGAGGUUGACCGGCAGAUGGGACCUGAUGGAAUGGCCAGACUGAGCAGUUCAGCUCUCAACAAUGAGUUCUUCACCCAUGCCUCCCAGAGCUGGAAGGAAAGGCUGGCUGAGGGUGAGUUCACCCAUGAGAUGCAGGUGCGUUUCCGACAGGAAAUGGAGAAAGAGAAGAAGGUCGAGGUGUGGAAGGAAAAGUUCUUCGAAGAGUACCAUGGGCAAAAGUCUGGCCUGACACGAGAGGAGUCCCUAAAGCUUACCAUGAGCGAAACCAGUGAAGUUCCAGCCAGUGUGCUAGACAGCGAUGUGGCUGUGGCAGCAGCCGGUGCCCCCAAGAGACGCAGUGUGGGUCGGCGAGGGAGAGACGGCAGGAUGAGAAGACGCACACGGGCCGACCUGCGUCGCAGAGCCCGCAGGACCCUCUGCAAGGCCGCUGCUCCUGCCUUGCAACCUGCAGAAGCAACUGAGAGCAGUGCUGCAGUCGACAGCUCAGCCGUCUCCAUUGGCUCUCCCGUGUCUGACAGUACAGUGGUUCAGGGCGAGGUGGUGCUGCAGGCAGAGUGUGGCGUGGAGCUUCCGGCUGAGAGUGCCUCCAUGGAGCCAAAGCCCUCUCCAAGUCCAGUGCCGGCCAUGUUACCAGCUCCCACUCCUACUCCUACUCCUAUUCCUACUCCUACUCCCACUCCUACUCCUACUCCCACUCCCACUCCCACUCCCACUCCCACUCCGACUCCGACUCCGACUCCCACUCCCACUCCCAGCCCUAGCCCCAGCCCUGCUUCCACCAGUCCAAACGAAGAGCCCGAGGUUACAUCCCGUCUACUCCCCGAAGAGGCUGCACCUGCCCUGGCUUCCACCUCCUCUCCUUCUUCCUCCUCCUCAUCUGUCUCAUCUGCCUCUUCACCUGCCUCCUCACCCUCCUCACCUUCAGACAGACCGGGGGCUUUUGCUGCAGGUCUGGACUCUUCUUCAUCCUCCUCGGCAUCCUCCAGUGCCGCAGUUGCAGCAGAUCCCCUGGAUGAUACUGCCUCCGUGGUCACGUCCAUCACAGGGGGUACCACCACCAGCAGCCGUGAGAGCAGCCCCUCAGCCAGCCCAGCCAGCACCCCUGCGCCCAGCGCUCAGCUCAAGGAGCAGAAGAGACGACCAGAGGAGAGUCAGGCCUUCUCCAGCUUCCCCGAAAAGAGGCCGCGGCUUGAGGACCGUCAGUCCUUUCGUACCACAAUUGACGGUGUCCGUUCGGAGAAGCCGCAGCCGACAACAGAAGAGCCCAAAGUGCCGCCUAUCCGGAUUCAACUGUCCAGAAUUAAACCUCCCUGGGUCAAAGGGCACCCCACCUACCAGAUCUGCCCCCGGAUCGUGCCCCCCGGCGAGGGCUCGCGGCGGUCGGGGACGGGGGGCGCACGCACGUUGGCAGACAUCAAAGCCCGGGCCCAGCAAGCCCGGGCCCAGCGGGAGGCCGCUGCUGCUGUUGCAGCCUCUGGCGACGGGGCAGGGACGGUCGGGGUCAGGCUGCGGCCUUCUACUGGGCUACCGGAUAGCAGCAAUGGACGAAGAGCAAGAGAGCAUCCAGGACCUAUCGAGCCCGGAGGAGGAGGAGGAGGAGGAGGAGGAGGAGGAGGAGGAGAUGUUGGGAUGGAAGAGCAGGGAUCGUCUUCGGGAGCUAAUUCGUCUGGAACACAACUACUGCUACUCAGUGUAGAUCCCACACCCCAGCCCUCUCCAUCUUUGUCUACAACCUCUACGUCCAUGUCCCUGGAGCCCCCACAGACACCGAGCCCUCCUCGAGAGGAAGUAGCUGGGGGCCCAGAGGCUGUUGAGGAAAUAGAAGCAACAUCAGCCAGUGUUCAGAGCCCCUCUGACUCGCCCUCUCUAGAGCCUGAUACAGUAUGUGAGUCUUUGGCCUGCCAGGCUACCGGGCGAGGCCAGGUUCCUGAGUCUGCCGCUGCCCCUGCCCCCUCAGAAAGUUCCGACCAAGGUCGGGAAAAACCCUCACUGGCUCCAACCUCAAUCCCAGAUUCCCUUCCUAGGUUUGGGGCUAAAGGUGUGGAUGUUAUUCAGACACUGGCCAGCUCCCGUCAAUCCAAAGACAAGGACCAAGGGAAGGAGGUUGGAAUGGGUGGUGUCAUCCAGCAUGGUUCCCACCACGUGGACCCCAAUGAGCCUCUCUCUCACUCAACUAAAGAGAGACGGCUUACAGACAAAUCCUCUCCCCAGCAUGUGGACUCUUCUGGAGGAGAAAAAGAGGACGAGGCGGGAACACAUAGCGACUCUACAGAAACUGCUUCAGACUGUGAGAAUGAGAGCCAAGAGGAUGAGCAGCAGCCGGACCAGGACUGGUGCCACUCACUGAACACCCAGAGAAACAGCCAAAUGGUCAUCUGCAGCCCUUCUACUCACAACCAGCAGCCGGUCAUCCAGGCCCACAUGUCCAGUCGCCAAGGUCAGACCGUCAUUCAGCCUUGCUUCCCCAACAGUUUGCCUCACCCUCGGCAGAGCCGCCCCCAUUCCCAGGACCACCAGUCUCUCAACAGCAACGUUGUGGUCAAAAUGGAACCUGGAGAUGAUUAUAGAGCUGUCGAAGAGUGUCGUGAAGGCUCAAAGCCCUCUGUCGCGCACCUGACUGCCGCAGCUGCCUCCAGGAGACUGGCCAGCUCAGCCAGAUCAGUGUCCAGUGUGGAGGCCAACAACCCUUUAGUCACUCAGCUGCUGCAGGGUAGCCUGCCCCUGGAGAAAGUUCUACCCUCACACCCUCCCAACAGGCUGGAGAUCAGCCGAUUGCCAGGACCCCAACCCAGGCCACCACUGGCCAGAACCCCAGGACCUCGCAACAGGCCCGAGGCUUCAGAACUGAAUGCAUUCUCACAGAAACACACCAAAUCACCAACAAGCCGUCCAGUCACGUGUCUGAUGGAGGCCCCAGCGGCAUCGCAGUAUCAGUCCCAGCAGGCCCCCGGGGCCGUCCCAGUCAUCACCUCUCUGCCGCCCUCCUCCUCCUCCUCCUCCUCCAGAAGUAAGUCGGAUGUAAGCUCUCAGACUGCUAUGGAGUCUGCAGUAAUCAAAGACUCUCGUGGUUCUCAGCCCUCGCUGGGGGCUGCUCCAGACAGGCCCCAGCCCCCCCACCGGACCACGCCUAAUGGCCCGUCCCCUCCCCAUGCAGACACCUGUCCCACUGAGGUGUUGCCCACUAUUAAGAUCAACUGGCGUCCCCCACAGUCUCAGCUUCACCACCCUCACCAACAGCAGCUUUCUCCUGCAGCUACCAUUAAGAAUGAAGGUGCUGCGCGGCCCUCUUGCCAGGCUCUUGCCAAAUCCUCCCCCAUCAUACCCAUGAGUGUUACCAAAAAGGAGCCUAUGAGCCCUGUGGACAGUUUCCUGAGUGGAGGGGCAAUGGAGGGACUCCUCAAUAUGGAGAUGACUUUAGCCAGGAUGGCAAAAAAGGAGCACGGCAAAGCUUCCUACUCCUCUGGCUCUCCCUGCACCUCUUCCUCUCCCUCACCCUCCUCUGGCUCCUCCCUUCCCUUCCAUCUGUAUGGGAAGCUCCCCAAGCAAGCUGGAGCAGUAAGCUACACAGCCAACGUAUCAGUGAUGGACAAUGGCGGCUUCACCCGGAGCAUGGCGGACGGCAUGCUCCAGCUGCGUCCCCGCUUGACCUCCAGCCAGACCACCCUCAGCAUCCAGGCCUUUACUGACAGUACGACCGAGGAGGUGGCGCUCAAGUGCUCAUGCCGCCUCAAAGCUAUGAUCAUGUGCCAAGGCUGUGGUGCUUUCUGCCACGACGAUUGCAUCGGUCCCUCCAAACUCUGCGUGUCGUGUCUUGUGGUCAGAUAGCAUGUUGAAGUCACUGCUAUCUGUGUACAGUAUCGUUGUACAGAAGCCUGAGUUGGUCAGAGCACACCGCCUUGUAUAAUGACUGCUCUGUAUUUUUGGUUGUUGCAGAAUUUCAGAUUUUUUUUAGUUGAACUGAUAUUAUCAUUAUUAUUAUUAUUAUUGUUAUUGUUGUUAUUAUUAGUAUUAUAAUUAUUAAUAUUGUUAUUGUGAAUUUGGGGCAUGAUUGGUUGUAAAUUGUGCCUUUUUUGUUUUCUCUCCUCAAAAACAUUUACCUCAUCUUAACUUGCUCGACCUGUCAUCAGAUGGUGGCGAUAAUUGUUUUGGUCCCUCGUUUUCUCAGCAAACAAGGACUUAUUGUUGUUUCUUUGAUCAAAGAAGUAUUUUUUUAACCAUUAAAAUGAGUAAAUGAC